UAUUACAAAAUCGAAUCUUAGCUUAGAAUUUAAAGUCAGUCUCUGUGCUUUAAAUGAUUAGCGAUAAAAUCUAUAAUGUAUCAAAAUUACAAAAGUAAUCUCAAGCUUAUAGCGAAUUUCAAAUUGCGCGCCACGUGCUAAAUGCCGGAUACUUGAAAAUUGUGUGUGCACAUCAAAAAAGCAGAACUUACAGGAGAAGCAGCAACAGAGAAAAAAAUAAGGAAAAACCGAGUGAAGCAAUUAUAAACGAAAAACUUUCAACGAGAUAUUGUUCACAAUAUUGUUGAAUAUUUGCGUCAUUUUGGUUCUUUUAGUUUCUCUUUCUCUCAACUAAAACUAAACACACUCACACACACAUACACUAAUACUAGUGUAUAUCGUGAAUUAAAAACGCUUGCGUUGCAAAAGGAUUUUGCACUAAACAAUAUCAACAACAACAACCAGAAGGAAAAGAAGCAGAAGAAGCCGUUAUGGAUAUCUUGAAGAAAAUGUUCCAAUCGGAGUUAGAUCAGCAGCAGCAGCAGCAGGACGCCUCAUCGGCCUCCAACAAGGACGAGUUCCGCAAGCCGCAAUGGUUCGAGGAGGCGGAGACUGAUGAUGAGCUCUUCGAUGACGAUCGCAAGUUUGCGUUCCAAGUGUUUACGAGUCCUCUAGAGAUGCAGAAGCACUUUGAGCGUCAGUUGCAGCGAUUGCUUGAGGCAGUGCACGAAGAUGAAUCUGAUGCUGGUGUGGAGCGCAAUCUGCGCGAUGAGUUUCUGAAGCCUGGCUUUGAGAGCAAGAUUCUGAAGGAAUUUAACCGCAAGGAAGGUCCUUUGGACACUGAUCUGGAUGGGGAAAUCUAUGCGGAUCAGUUGUACUCGCUGAUUCAGCGCAUGAAUCCCGAGGAGGGCAACGACAACAACAUUCUGCGUUCGAAUCAACGACGCAGUUUGCCACGCGCCAAGAUGUCGGAUGAGGAGUUGAUCAUGGGUCGCAUUCACGGCACUCUCGGCAAGGAUGGCGACCAUCUCAAGUCGAAUGCGUUGCGUCCGUCGCCGCGUCCGCCGUCGAAUGGUAAGCCGAGCAUGAUGACGCCCAUGACUCCGUUUGGAGGCGGCGGCGGCAUCUUCGAUGGCAGCUACCAAGGGCCCAAGAUGUUUAGCCAGAGUGUCAUGACCAAGACGGUGCGCAAGCCCGAUGGCAGCUACGAGACCACCAAGGUCACUCAGGAUUCGUCGGGCCAAAAGACGACGACUGUGACACGCAUGAUCGAUGGCCGCCAGGAGACUGUGGUGACCAAUGGCAGCGGCAAUGAUAACUCGGGCGGAACGGUGGCCAGGAUUGGAGGCGGAGGAGGAGGAGGCGAAGCUUAUGCGAAUCGCAAUCUAUUUGUGACAAAAGAAGGCUACGCCAUGCCACGUAACCUCUGGUGACCAGUGGUGAACAACUAUUGCCCCAAUCAAGACCAACAAGACAAGCGAUCACUGUUGCUCCCACCCAGGCAGCAGCCACAACAACAACAUCAACAACAAUAUCAAGAGCGAUUCGUCCCACACAACAACAACAUCAACUACUACAACAAAAUCUACAUCAACUUUAUCCAAAUUAGAAAUUACUACAUUUUAGUUUACAUUCUCCUCAAUAUUUCUUGCUGUUUUAGAUGAGACGCAAUUGAGACAACAGAUGACGACGAUUAUUGAACAAUUAUUUGAGCAGCAUGUUGACUUCUCCUGCCCUCCUCCUCCACUGGAGAGACGGAGUCGUCUUAUCUGCUGCUGUUUCUGCAUUGUGAAUGUGAAAAGCUUCGAGCCGAGCCGAGAAUUCACUUUCAGUUCCCACAGCGCGACAGCGAAAGAGAGAAAGAGUGAGUGAGAGUAUUCUGCGGAAUCCCCUCGAGAGAAUCGAGGCGGAACAGUUCUGCUGCUGAAUGCUAAGAAAUUGAGUUUGGUCUGUGAACCAGGAUUUCUUUCAUUAUUAUUUUGAGUGUGUGCAAAGAUUAGCUAGCUAGUCUAGCUACAGCUGUUAUUCUUUUCUUUAGUUUUGUUUUUAAAACGCAUUCUUCGUAGUGCUAUCUGUGUCUCAAUGGAGCGUGCUCGACGACAAGAACGAGAAUAAGAAAACAGCAUCUAAAAAACCAAAAACAAAAACAUAAAAGUGCCCGCGUAGUAUUGGAAAAGAGAAACCUGAAAACCCAGCUUAUAAGGCAUUAUUUAUAAAUUCGAUUCGUUGAAUACGAUUCGUCCUCCUCAUCUUUAUGAUUUCGACCCCC
This is a messenger RNA of Drosophila sulfurigaster albostrigata, 2248 nucleotides long. RefSeq lists its product as uncharacterized. The record is from RefSeq and is a predicted model, not a curated record. Gene Ontology annotation, biological process: regulation of actin filament polymerization; negative regulation of apoptotic process. The transcript has 5 exons. NCBI's taxonomy places the organism in Eukaryota, Metazoa, Arthropoda, Insecta, Diptera, Drosophilidae. Gene Ontology annotation, cellular component: apical plasma membrane; sarcoplasmic reticulum; mitochondrion. The coding region runs from base 471 to 1412 and encodes 313 amino acids.